CACGACAAGAGUCUCUGUCUCUCAAGACACUUUUCUAGCACCUUACCAAUGGCCAUCAAACAACCACACGAGUUGAAUUGGAAAAAUACUGACAUCGAUAAGGAGCGCUCUCUUCCCGCCGUUAAUUGGGAUGCGCUUCAAGAGUACGCCAUUGCUUUGAGGCAAGCGCAACGUGACGAUGGACCUCCCCCAACUUGCAAUCUACUUCCCCAGUACAAUAUGGGUGGACUGCAUAUCAUCAGACUACUCCAGUUCAACGAUGGCGCCAGAUGGGUCGCACGCAUACAGCUACACAGUGGCAGCGAUGAAUCCGCCAAACGACUUCUCCACGAGGUCCACACACUUUCUGUGAUCCGAGAACAGCGGCGCGUUCCGGUUCCAGAGGUGUUCGGAUACGAGAGUACAACCAACAAUCCAGUUGGUGUUGCCUUCAUCCUCAUGGACUUUAUCCCUGGUGACAGUGCGAUGGACUCCUUUGGAGGCUGGCACGCUCACCAUGGCAAGAUUCCCUCACAGUACAAGUCUAAGUUCUACCAUCAGCUCGCACAGAUGCAGGCCGACCUGGCUUCAGUCAGGUUCCCUAUGAUAGGAAGAAUUACGCAACGAAGCGAUGGUUCAUUUGCUAUUGACGCCAUCCCGGGCAUCGGUGGACCCUUUUCCACCAGUGCAGACUAUCUCGAAGCAUGGGCGCAAAAUGCCAAAUUUCCGGUGCCAGAGAAAGAGCUUCGAUCGAUGUUGCCACCAGACCUGGAAGAUGAGUUGAUCUCAUCAAUUCAAAGGUUUCCUGCCAAGCUCGCUGCAUCGGUCCGACGGACCCCGCUGAAAGAUGGGCCCUUCCCACUCUAUCAUCCCGACCUUUUCCAUAGCAACAUCAUCAUUGAUAGCGACUACAAUGUCUUGUCCAUCAUUGACUGGGAAAAUGCGUGCACAGUGCCGUGGGAAGUCGUUCAAUUCCCAAUGUUCCUGGCUUCCACGCCCCCUCCGAUGGAUGCACCGUGGAAUUACGACGACGCCGGCGAGCCCACAAACCAAGAAAUCCGUGAGCGUUGGAAGGAACAGAAGGAGUACCUGCAGAGUGUGAUGGAAGCAGAAGAACGGCGGCAGCUUGAUCAUAUGUUGUCUUCCACACUGGCUGAUAGGGAUGUGCAGAAUCUGGCCGGCGCGAUCAAGCUUUACAUGGACCCAGGCAAAAUUGGUUACUACUGUAAAGUACUUGAUUGCUUACGCUUUAUGUCAGGGGACGUAUUGUGCAAAUAGAGAUGCAUGUGUUGUGGGCUGUGUUACAGAUGAAGCCGACAAGAAGGUCGAAAUAAGACUGCCCCCACGGGCACUUCGGAUUCUGUAUCGCUUAGAUGGCGGCUUGGUUGUCGGUGAAGAUGGCGCCCCGUGUAGAGGAUGCUAGAGCCGAUAGAGCUGACAGCCGCUUCGUAGCGCCCGCUUCCACCUUCUCGCGAUGGUAGUCCCACCGGAGCUUGGUGUCCAUCUGGAUUGGCAGCUAUGUGCAGCGUACAACUAUAAAUACAGGCGCUCCCGCCCUUCGCCUUCAGAGACCAAGCUGCUCCUCCUAGAACUGCUUCCCCUUCUGCUCC
Molecule: messenger RNA, 1589 nt
Organism: Ilyonectria robusta
Lineage: Eukaryota; Fungi; Ascomycota; Sordariomycetes; Hypocreales; Nectriaceae
Exons: 2
Coding region: 49-1257 (402 amino acids)
Source: RefSeq, a predicted model, not a curated record